This is a messenger RNA of Eurytemora carolleeae, 3017 nucleotides long. RefSeq names its product WD repeat-containing protein 34. Bases 1533 to 2978 code for a protein of 481 amino acids. Gene Ontology annotation, molecular function: dynein heavy chain binding; dynein light chain binding. Gene Ontology annotation, biological process: intraciliary transport. The record is from RefSeq and is a predicted model, not a curated record. Gene Ontology annotation, cellular component: ciliary plasm; cytoplasmic dynein complex. Lineage: Eukaryota; Metazoa; Arthropoda; Copepoda; Calanoida; Temoridae. The transcript has 15 exons.
AUAGAGGGAGAUAGUUACACAAACAGAAAGUUAGUUAUACAAACAGAAAGAUAGAUGGAUAGGUAUAUCCGAUAGGUAGAUAGAUCAAACCAAAAUAUUUAUGCUUUCGGAAAUUUGGUCGCGCUUGCUUUCUUUUUAUACAUUCUAAUAUAGUUGCUAGUUUAAACUCUAGCAAUAUACAGAUAUGUAUUCUGAUAUAGUAGUUAGUCUAAACUCUGGCAUUAUACAGAUAUGUAUUCUGAUAUAGUAGUUAGUUUAAACUCUGGCAUUAUACAGAUAUGCAUUCUGAUAUAGUAGAUAGUUUAAACUUUGACAUUAUACAGAUAUGUAUUCUAAUAUAGUAGUUAGUUUAGUCUUUAGCAUUAUACAGAUAUGUAUUCUAAUAAAGUAGUUAGUUUAAACUUUGACAUUAUACAGAUAUGUAUUCUGAUAUAGUAGUUAGUUUAGACUCUGGCAUUAUACAGAUAUGUAUUCUGAUAUAGUAGUUAGUUUAAACUCUGGCAAUAAACAGAUAUGUAUUCUGAUAUAGUAGUUAGUCUAAACUUUGGCAUUAUACAGAUCUCUAUUACACUAGGGACCAGCAAACAUAGAAAUGACUGACGUCUUCAUAUUUCUUUAAAGGAAUGUUAUAAUUUGUAAUUGUUCUUACUUGUUUAAUUCUUAAUUUGGUAAGUCAAGACCUUUUCUGUUAUAUCUGGGGAUCAAGAAUUGAUCUCCAUCUUAUUCAGAUCAAUGGAUUUAUUAAAAUCAAUAUCCCGCGUGUUGAUCAUACCCUGAAGGGAUAAAUUUAGUUGAAGGAUCAAGCAUUGAUUCUCAAAUUUAAAAUUGCUCACAUUGGAAUUCGAUAUCAAGCAUUCAAGCCUGACAGUAUCCUCACAAUAGUUCCGAUAUCAGGGCAGAGUUUAAAAAAGAAUUUAAGUUGCAAAUUAUAAAAAAUUUAAGGAUUAAAGAAUUAGAAAGAAGAUGACAAUACUGUUUUCUGGUAAUUAUUUCUUUCAAGGGACUGUUUAGUAAUUAGAAAAUCAAAUGAUAACCGCGUUGGACUUUGAUUGAUUCAGAUUUCCAAUGAAUAUAUGAAAUGUCAGCUGCGUUGAGUUCAAACUGUAACUCACACUCGGAUCCAGUUUGUCGGCAAUUUAAAAGCCAGUUUUGAGAGAAAUACGCCGAGUUCUAUGUCAUCGGUGAUACGCCAAAGAUUUAAAGGGUAAAUAGGAGUUUUCUCUCUUAAAAUUACACUUACAGUCCCUUUAAACUGAUAAAAAGACCAUUUCAUACGAGACUGCUACUAAAUCCGGUCUACAUCAACAAUAGUGCUAAAAAAUUAGCUAAAAUUUCAAGGUUUGUCCAAAACCAUUCCAAAUGUAGUUUGUCCAAUGUGUGUUUAAAUGUAGGGGUUUGUACACAUUUAUCUGUUUCGUCUUAGAAACGCUGAAAACAAUAACAAAGAUUGUUAACAAACGUCUAAAUUUUCCUGGGCAGGGUAAUAGAAGUAAGGCUGGGCUGUUUUUAAUCACAAUGAUUCAUACAGAAGAAUGUUUGAGGAUAGAACAGCAGAGUCUGAUGCUGAUUUCCCCUCGUCCUGGAAACAGGAGUUAUCUGUUGCUGAACAGGAGAUACAGACAGAUGAAUGUAAGGUACAAGAUCAAGAAAGUCAGUCUACCGAAUUCGCCAGUAUUGAAGUUCAAACAAUUACAGUUGAAGAGACUGCAUCUCCUGACACAUUAGAUAUGGAUGCAUUGGCAGAAUUUGUAAAUAAAGCUGCUUUACUCAUAGAGGAGGAGUUAGAUUUGAUUGCAACAAGUAGAGCAUUUGAUACCAUUAUGAGCUAUGGAGAUGAGGAUGAAGAGGAAAAUGAUGUUACUCUUGUAAAUACUAUAGAAGUUGUUGAUGGUCUUAGUAUCAGUGAUAUAGAUUGGAAUAAUACAGGGGGUAAUCUAGUAGUUGGUCUAUCUGGUGGAGAGCAUGUAGAGUGGUGUACACAUCUACCAGAUCUGAAUAUCUAUCGAGUAGAUAGAUCUGGAACUAUUGUUGGGGGAAAACCUCAGCAAAGGUUCAAUCUACCAUCUUGCAUUUCUCAGGUAGCAGCUCACCCAUCUGACCCUCAGCUUUUAGCAGCUGGUACUGUUACAGGAGAAAUUUUACUCUUCAAAAUGGACAGAGGAGAGAAUGAGUUGAGUAUUGGGCAGGUUGAGAGCCAUGCUCCAGUGGUAUCAUUACUAUGGAUGAGUAGGGUAAAUCUUCUAGCUUGCCAUUCUAACGGGAUACUCAGACUUUGGAUUCUGGACACUAAAAAAUACACUCUUAGCCUAACAAAGACAUUUAAAGUUUCUUCAAAGCACAUGCCCAAGCAGUUCAAAUCUUUAAGAAGUGGAGAAGUUGGAGUUAGGCAUGCAUCUUUCAGCCAGGAUGAACCUGACCGAGCAAUUAUUGGAACUGAAUCUGGUGCUGUGGUUCUAGCUGAUAUAGAAUCAGAACUCAUACUAACUGAUGGUGGUGAUGAGGAACUGUAUGAUCCUGUAGCCCUAGUCUACCCUCUGCAUACAGCUCCAAUCAACUGUAUUGCAGUUAGUCCUAUAGAUGGAAGCAUAUUUGCAACUACAGCACAGGACGGGAUUUUGAAUAUUAUCUCAAUGGUGCAACCAACGAUGCCUGUAAUUUCCUACCAGAUGGACACCCCUCCUAACUACUGUGAUUGGUCCUCAAUUAAGCCCGGAGUUAUAGGUGUGGCAAGCACUGGAGCUGUUUACAUAUUUGAUGUACUGCAAAAUAAAUCUGCUGCAAUACACAAGAUAAAUGUAAGUGCAAGGAAUCUACACCUACCUCUGACUGUUCUUAAGUUCUCAAAGAAUGAUGGACUUAGGCUCUCAGCUGGAGAUAAGUUUGGGAGAAUAUAUGUUUGGAGGCUACCUCCAAUCCUCUCAACCUCCAAUAUCCAUGAAAAUGCACAGUUCCAAUCCAUGGUCUUUAAUGUAGAAUAGACACAUCCAAUAUUCAUGAAAAUAUAUAGUUCUAAUCCA